Molecule: messenger RNA, 1917 nt
Organism: Ilex paraguariensis (yerba mate)
Lineage: Eukaryota; Viridiplantae; Streptophyta; Magnoliopsida; Aquifoliales; Aquifoliaceae
Source: the annotation of a GenBank genome assembly
CGAAACCUCCCCGGAAUGCCAGAUCCAGAUGCGGAGGUGAUUGCUUUGUCCCCAAAGACUCUCAUGGCCACGAAUCGAUUUGUAUGCGAAAUUUGCAAUAAAGGGUUUCAACGAGACCAGAAUCUACAGCUCCAUCGUAGGGGUCACAAUCUUCCAUGGAAGCUCAGACAGAGGUCAAGUAAAGAGGUAAGGAAGCGAGUGUAUGUGUGUCCUGAGCCAACCUGUGUUCAUCACGAUUCUUCGCGAGCAUUGGGCGAUCUCACGGGGAUCAAGAAGCAUUUCUGCAGAAAACAUGGCGAGAAGAAGUGGAAGUGCGACAAGUGUUCGAAGAAAUACGCAGUUCAGUCUGAUUGGAAGGCUCACUCGAAGAUUUGUGGAACCAAAGAGUAUAGAUGUGAUUGUGGGACUUUAUUCUCAAGGAGGGAUAGCUUUAUCACACACAGGGCGUUUUGUGAUGCAUUAGCAGAGGAGGCUGCAAGAGCACAGCCAGUGGUGGCACCUCCAACUGCAGAUGAGGACCCUAAACAACAGGCGGUUGCACCACCACCACCACCACCACCACCACCACCACCACAACCGUCAGCACCACCACAGGAAAUUCCUCAGUCAACUGCUGUGAUAUCUUCGGAUUUGUCAAUUCAAAGCCCAGAAUUGCCAGACAAUCCCAAUCCCAAUCCUAAUGCUACGCAGAUGUUAGAGGGUACACCCGUGGCAACUGGCUUAGCUGUAAGCUGUAGCAAUAACAGUAGCUCAAGCAGCCAUGGAAGUACCAGUAGCACUGUGUUUGCAAGCUUGUUUGCUUCAUCAACAACUUCAGGAAGUUCACAGCUUCAAUCAACUGGAUUUACUAACUUAAUUCGAUCCAUGGCUCAUCCUGACCACACACUGGGCCUGGCUCCAUCGUUGUCUAUGGAACCCAUAUCUCUUUGCCUUGCAACAAAUCAAGGGUCAUCAAUUUUUGGGACUGCAGGGCAAGAGCGUCGGCAGUACGCACCUCCACCACAGCCAGCAAUGUCUGCAACAGCACUGUUACAGAAGGCCGCACAGAUGGGUGCAGGAGCAACAAAUGCAUCAUUGUUGAGGGGGUUUGGAAUUGUCUCAUCUUCUUCAUCUUCUGUAGGGAAGCAAGAGUGGAAUGGGAGACAAAUUGAGCCGGAGGAUGCAUCAUUGGCAGCAGGGCUUGGCCUUGGGCUGCCCAGUGAUGGGGAGUCUGGUUUGAAGGAAUUGAUGAUGGGGACUCCCUCGGUGUUUGGUCCCAAGCAUACCCUUGAUCUUUUUGGGUUGGGGAUGGCUGCUGGUGGUGGUCCAACUGAACUAUCGGCACUAAUGACCACAAUCAGUGGUGGCGUUGAUGUUGCUGCAGCUGCAGCAUUUGGUGGUGGAGAAUUCACCGGCAAAGCCAUUGGAAGGAAUUCAUGACAUUAGAGAGCUGUGAAAUUCAGACUACCACAGAGCAUUAGUUGCUCCAAUUGGAAGGGGGGAGAUCUAUACUGUAGAUGCCAGAUGGCCAUGGGGUAUUGAAUAAUCGGUGGCACAGCAGAAACAUUUGGUGAGACAACAUUAAUACUUCCUAAUGCCCUAAUGGAGGUAGGCAUUGAGACCUUAGGCAGUUGAGCCUUUUUCCUAUUUCAUCUGCUGCCUUUCAUGUUUCUAUUUGAUGUAUUCGUAGCUUAAAGAUCCAGAAACCUUUUCUUCUCCAAUGCGUAAUGUGGGUGUCACUGUAUGUGGUAUAUAUGCAUUGAAUGUGAGAUUGGUAAAAUUUAGAACCGUUGUUAAAAUUAGUUUAUGAUUUGCUGAUAUGGAUUUGUAUACCUGAGUUGUUUCAUUUUACCAAGCUCGAGCUUCCGAGUCUAUGGGUGUCGAUGUUCAUAUUUGGACUGCAUGGAUUGUGGAUUCUAGUAUUAUAAUUGAGUUGGG